UGAUUACAAGUGGGAUCUCCAAGUUUUUGUUUUUGAAUUAUCUUAUUGCAAAUGUUACAGCAGAUUAAAAACCAAAUCAAAUGAUAAGCGAAGGAUAGUUGAAGCUACUAAAACAUGUCUUCCACGGAGAUAUCACCACUUGUCACCUACGGUUCACUAGCCAUCACAACGCGCUGUGGCGAAAUUUAUUGCUGUGAAAAUCUCAAUAACUUUGUGGUGAAUUGUGAUACUUGCUCACAGCAAUUCAAUUUGCUGAGUUGCACUUUAUUCAUUAAACACAUCAAAAAAUGCAAAACAAUUGCUUAUGGGAACUUCUCAGACCAUAAUAGCGUUCUUCAGGACGACUUCAUAACCAAUGACAUCGAUAGUCUAGCAACGACAGUCGAUCCCUUGACGACUUUUAAAUUGGAAGUAGUUAGGGAUAAAGAUCAGGGUUUCAAUGAGUUGCUAGAGGAGUCUCAAUACUCUGACUUUAUGGAUGAAGACGAAUUACCAAUAGAGAAAAUAAUCCGACGGAAAGAAACUGAAGGAAUAAUCAUCGAAUAUAAAAAACAUCCCAUUUUGUGGGACCCUGAUAUUGCUAGAUCAAGUACCGAUAGCGAGAAAGAGGAACACUAUAGACAAAUCGUAGAAUCAGUUAAUUCUAAAUUUAAAAUGAAUAUAACAUAUUGCGAACUCUAUCAACAAAUUCUUACCAUGAGGACGGAGUAUAGAAAGGUUCUUGAGAGGAAGCAGCGUUUUAACGAUGACAGUACAAAAUUAAACCCAAAACCAUGGUACUUUGAGAAUCUAUCUUUUAUACAAGGUGAUAAUGAUGAUAUCCAGGUGGAAUUGCCAUCGAUGGAUAACACGAACACCAUUACUAUUACCAAACAAGAACCCUAUGACUCUGAGACGUCUUGCUCUGGUGAACAACCCACAGAAAACCCAGGACAAGGUGGAUCUAUGACUAUACAUGACCCAAUAAUUAUAUCGGAACUAUUAACCCAAUACAAGCAAAAUCCAUUAUUGUGGGACCAAUCUGCCCCACAUUACAAUAAUCAAAACGCACGAAAAGAUGCUUACGGCAAAAUAGUUACCUACCUCAAUACAAAAUUCAACAAAAAUAUCACAGAAAGGAUUGUAAAACAGCAACUUUUGAAUCUUCGAAAAAGUUAUAGGAGAGUUCAGAGAAAAAAGAACAGCACCGGUAAUCGACAGCAUUUGUGGUACUUCGAUCAUUUAUCUUUUAUCGAUAAAGAGAUUCCAAUUAAUUAUAAAGAUUGCGGAAGCGAAGACAAGAAUAAGGAAUCAGAUAUUAGUAUGGCUAUAAUUCAAGAAUACAAAAAACACCCUCGAUUGUACAACAACGACCUCUAUCAGAACAACUGCCGUUUUAGUCGGACUGAAAGUUUUAAUAAAAUUCGAAGUUAUAUCAAUUCGAAGUUCAACACAAAUUACACCAAUGCAAUGAUAAGAGUUAAAAUAUGCCGUCUCAGAAGCAGUUACAGACGCAUUUUGAGGUCAAAGGAAGAAUUUGAAAAAAAUCAUGCAAAUUCCAAAGAAAAAUUCCAUCCUCAGUGGAAAUACUUUGAUAAGUUAUCAUUUAUUGGAACGAAAGAUAGUGAUUUCGCUGUAAGACGUAUAAAACCUAACAACAAACAAGGCAAAGAAAACAAGAGCGAACAAGAAGUACCAAUUGAAUAUGAAGAAAGCAGGGACGGAGACGAUGAACAAGCAACUUCAAAUAUCAACAGUGAUCAUAAUGAUGAGAUGGAGACAGUUGACACAUUACAACAAUACGAUGACCAUAAUAUGUCGGUUGAAAGUGAUAAUGAUAAGCCAUAUGAAAAUGAUUACACAAUUGAAUUUCUACCAGAAGAUGAAGGAGAGCAAUUUGAUCAAUUGGAAAAUGUAUCCGUUGAUGGCCCAGAAGAACUCCAAAGUCCGAAAUCUUUUAUCAAAAAUAAGGAAAUUGUAACAGCUGUUAUAGAAGAGUAUCAGAAAUUACCCUGUCUAUGGGAUUUCGCACAGUAUAGCAAUAAUCAAAACUUCCGUAGAGAAGCUUUUCAGCAAUUGACCAAAAACAUCAACGAUAAAUUCAACACAAAGUACAAAUACCAAUUUAUUAGAAAUAAAAUCUUUCAACUGCGUUCUACAUACGAACGCAUGUUAAAAACGAACAACAAAUAUUCUGCUUCCGAGCCAAAGUUGUGGUAUGCUAAAAAGUUGUCAUUUAUCCAAGAAACAGCAAAUCAAGAACAAGACGUAACAGUGUGCGAUGAAGGCAAUGAAAACACGGUUCAAACCGAUAAGUCUGAAGAGGACAAUAUAGAAGAAGUUGAGCUACCAUCGUUUGAUGACACGAAUUCAAUAAUUAUUACAAAACACGAACCUUAUGACUCUGAUACUUCUGGCUGUGUUGAACCCACACAAAAUACAGGACAAGUUGGAUCUAUGACAAUACAUAAUCCAAUUUUAAUAUCGGAACUCAUAGCCCAAUAUAAGCAAUAUGCAUUGUUGUGGGACCAUACCGACCCACUUUACAAUAAUCACAACACACGGAAAGGUGCUUAUUGCAAAAUAGCUGCUUACAUCAAUAUAAAAUUCAACAAACAACUCACAGACACGGAUGUCAAGCAACAAAUUAUAAAUCUUCGAAAAAGUUAUAGGAGAGUUCAGCGAAGAAAACAGAACACAGGAACACAUCGACAGCGUUUGUGGUAUUUCGAUAGUUUAUCCUUUGUCGAUAAGAACGUUCCAAUUAAAAAAAGUGAUUCUGCGAUUAUGGAUUAUGAUGAAAAUUCUACAAUUGAUUAUAAAGUUUGGGCAAACGAGGAUGAUAAAAAAGUAGAAACAAGUACCGAGAAUAGGGGAUCAGAUAUUACUAUGGCUUUAAUUGAGGAAUACAAAAAACACCCUCGCUUGUACAACAACAGCCUCUAUAAGACCAACUGCCGGGUCAGCCGAGCUGAAGGUUUCACAAAAAUUCGAACUAAUAUCAAUAAUAAGUUCAAUACUAGUUACACCAAUGCAGAGAUUAGAGUCAAAAUAUGCCAUCUCAGAAGCAGUUAUCGACGCAUUUUGAGAGCAAAAGAAGAAUUUGAAAAACUUCAUGCAAAUUCCAAGAGGAAAUUCCUUCCUCAAUGGAAAUACUUUCAUAAGUUGUCAUUCAUUGGAACCAAAGAUAGUGAUUUCCCUGUGAGCCGUAUAAAUCCUAACAAGAAACGAGAAAAAAAUAAAAGCAGUGCAGGAGAAGAAGCAAUUGAAUGUGAAGAAAGCAGGGACGGAGACGAAGAAUCACUUGCUAAUUUCAAUAGUGACCAUAACAAUGAGUUGGGGACAGUUAAAGCAUUGCAAGAGUGCCAUGAUUAUAUUUCAGUUGAGAGCGAUAAUGAUGAUGACAACGAUUGCAAGAUUGAAUUUUUAUUGGAAGAUGGAGAACAACCCAAUCAAUUGGAAGAUUCGUCUGAUAAUGGCGAAGAAGAAGUCCAAAGUCCAAAGAAAUCUUUCAUACGAAGUAAGGAACUUGUUACAGCUAUUAUAGAAGAGUAUCAAAAUUUACCCUGUUUAUGGGAUGUCGAACAGUAUACAACCGACAAUAACCUCCGUAGAGAAGCUUUUCAGCAGUUGACCAAAAACAUCAACGAUAAAUUUAACAAAAAGUACAAUUACAAAUACAUUAGAGAUAAAAUUGUUCAACUGCGUUCUUCAUACAAACGAAUGUUAAGAAGGAAAGAAAAAUAUCCCACUUCUGAGCCAAAAUUAUGGUAUGCUAAAAAGUUGUCAUUUAUAGGAGGCAUAGCAAGUCAAGAACAAGAUGUAAAAAUGUGCAAUGAAGGGAAUAGUAGGACGUUUCAAACCGAUGAGUCGGAAGACGAGAAUAUGGAAGAAGUAUUCAAUAGGAAAAAUAAGAUUCUAACACAAAAUAUGGUUUUUGUAAUUAUAGACCUUUAUAAGACAGCACCAAUCUUAUGGGACAACAACAAUCCUUUGCAUGUUCUUCGAACGGAACGAAGAAAAGCAAUUAAAAAACUAACUGAAAUUAUAAAUACGAAAUAUGAAGUUCAACUUACCGUUGAAGACUUUCGAUAUCAUAUAAGAUCUCUACGUGAUACGUAUUAUAGAGCUUUGCGUCAAGAAAAAGCCACAAGGGAAGGCGAUGGUGGGAGUUGUUAUGCACCAAAACCAUUUUUCUUCGAUCGGUUGUCAUUCUUAGAACCAUUUGCUGAUAAAUUUUUAAAAUGGCAUGGAAAUAUAAAAGAGCCUAAUGAAGAUUUCAACUAUCUUGUAGACAACAAGCCUUUAAUGAUUGAAAUUAUUGAAGUUUAUAAGGCAAAUCCUUGUCUGUGGGAUUCAAAGCACAAGGACAAAGAGAAUAGAACAGCUCAUUCAGAAGCCUACGAUAUGAUUAAAAACGCCUUUUUGACGAAUGACUUAACAUUAACCACAGAACAGGUUGUGAAUGUAAUAAGGUUCCUUCAUUCUUCCUAUGCGAAGCAGAAAAAGAUUAACGAUAAGAAUACAGGAAACAAUACAAAAGGCGAUAUUGACUCGCAGAUUUGGUUUUAUGAACAUCUCCAUUUCCUAACAAAAGUACAUAAGAACACUGAUAAAUAUUGCUCGCAUUGUGAUCAAAAUUUCCAUACAUUGGUAGCGUAUGAAAAGCAUAAGAUCGAAAUUGCCGGCGACUUCCCUUAUAAAUGUUCCUUGUGCAACGCUGGGUUUAUUUCGCGUUCGAAAUAUGCAUAUCAUCAAUUUACACACAAGGAGCCGCAUAAAUGCAAACAAUGUGAUUUUCAAGCUUACGACAAACAUAACUUUAAUGUUCACAUGCGACGUCAUAAAGGUAUACAUCCUUUUAAGUGUGCAGAAUGCAGUAAGGGAUUUGUAACGUCUACAGAACUAAAUCGCCAUAUGCGAAUGCACACGGGUGAACGACCCUUCGUUUGUGAUAUAUGCGGCAAGACCUUAACAUCUAAUUCCGAAUUCCGUCAACAUACGAAAAGGCACAAUAACCAACGAGACCACAAGUGUGGUAUGUGUGACAGUGCAUUCUAUACACCCAAGUCGCUGCGCGAUCAUAUGGCAUCACAUUCUACUGAACGCAAACACAUAUGUGACACUUGUGGAGCUGCUUUUAAGAGAAAAAAGACGCUGCUUCAGCAUAAAGCCUUGCACGCUGAGGUAAAGAAACACGAGUGCAAGAUUUGUGGAAAAGCGUUUGCCCAAAAGGCUGGGGUUUACUCUCAUAUGAAAUCACACGGGUUAAUGACUGGAAGUAAAAUGUCCAGCACAGAGAUAUCAUCACUUUUAGCCUAUAAUCCAACGCCCAUCACAACACGCUGUGGCGAGGUUUAUUGCUCCGAAAAUCUCGAUAACUUUAUAAUACACUGUGGAACUUGCUCACAGCAAUUCAAUUUGCUGAGUUGCACUUUAUUUAUUAAACACAUCAAAGAAUGCAAAACAAUGGGUUUUCAAAACAUGGGAGAGCAGAAUAUAGCUUCUCAGGAUAUUUGCAGCUAUACCAUCGAUAAUCUACUCAAAGAUGCCUUAAAAAGCAAUAACAUCGAUAGCGGAGGAACGGGAACAGGACCAGUCGAUCAUCAUAUUGAUCCGCUAUUGGCUCUUAAGUUAGAAAUGGUUAAGGAAAAAGAUGAGCCCCUAGGUUUUAAUGAACCACAACAAGAGGUGGAAUACCUGUCGGACUAUAUGGACGAGGACGAACUGUCAAUUGAAAAAGUAAUCCGCCGAAAGAAAAUAGAAGGUAUCAUAGAUGAAUAUAGGAAACACCCGAUUUUGUGGGAUCCAGGCAUGGCUAGAUCGAGCACGAAUAGUGAAAAGAAGCAACAUUAUAGACAAAUCAGAAAAAUGGUCAAUACUAAGUUCAAAAUGAAUCUGACAUACAAGGAAUUGCACCAACAAAUUAUUAACCUGAGACAGGUUUACAAAAGGGUUCUCAAGCGAAAGCAAAGUUUCGAAAGAUUCUUUACCGAUGGAAGUACAAAAUUCAAUCCAAAGUUAUGGUACUUCGAGAAGCUUUCCUUUAUCCAAGGUUUGAAUGAUGACAUUGAGGUCGAACUACCAUCAUUGGAUGAAUCAAACCCGAACUUAAUUACGAAGCAAGAGCCAUCCGACUGUGAGUCCUCCGAUUCUGGAAACAAACAACCAAUACAACCAUUUGUAAAGCGACCAGAACGCGAUAGUUGCAAGAUAUUAAAUGAUCCACCUAUAAUAUCGGAUCUCAUAGCGCAAUACAAGCAAUAUCCAUUCUUGUGGGAUCAAACAGCUCCUCUUUAUAAUAGCAAAUACGCCCGAAAGGAUGCCUAUCGUAAAAUCACUGCCUACAUUAAUAAUAAAUUCAACAAAAAUGUCACCGACAGAAAUGUUAGACAGCAAAUUGUUAAUCUUCGCAGUGUAUACAGAAGAGUUCAACGGAAAAAACACGAUGCUGAUUAUCGAAUUGUUUUGUGGUAUUAUGAUGAUUUAUCAUUUAUCGAUAGGAAGGCGAAUGAAGAAGAAAAUAAUGUGAUUCCAAUAGAAGUCGAUGUUCCUGAUACCACGAACGACCAGAAAACUUCGGUUUUGGGAUAUCAAGGUGGCGAUAGUGAUAUUGAUGAUAGCAAAGAAACACCUGCUCAAAAAAGAGAAACUGCAAUUGUUUUAGCUAUUAUCGAGGAGUACAAAGAACAUCCGUGCUUAUACAAACCCUAUGAUCAUAAAAACAAUUGUCGUUUUAGUCGAGCUGAUGCUAUAACUGAAGUUCGAACAACUAUUAAUAAUAAGUUCAAUACCAGCUAUACUGAUGCAGAAAUAAAGGCUAGAAUUUCCACACUUCGAAGUAGCUAUAGACGAAUUUUGCGUACUAAGGAAGGAUUUGAAAAGCUUCAUGCCAAUGCCAAUAGAAAAUUCCAUCCCCAAUGGAAAUACUUUGAUAAAUUGUCCUUUAUUGGAACAAAGAAUAGUGACUUCGCUAUGAGACGUAGGAAGCCGAAGAAAAAUCCAGAUGACGACAACAACGAUGAAGUAGAAAUGAAAAUGAAGACGAGAGGAAGAGGAAGAAAAAAACAAGAAGCUAAGAAGUAUGAUACUGAAGAAGAGGAAGAUGAAGAGGAUGAAUCAGAUGAGGAGGAUGAUGAAGAUGGGGACGAUGACGACGGGGAAGGGGAAGAAGAAGAGGAGGAAGAAGAAGAUGAACCACCCCAACAUGAUGAUAGAAUUUCAGCCGAGAGUGAAGAUGGAGAAUCAAAUCAUAACAGUGUUAUUAAAGCAGAAUUCCCACCAGAAACAAGUCAACCGAUUAAAUUUGAGCAUUUAUCCGAUAACGGUGAAGAGGAACGUCAAAAUCCAAAAUCCAUCGUCAAAAACAAAGCACUUCUAACAGCAGUUAUAGAGGAAUAUAAAAAAUUACCCUGUUUAUGGGCUGUCAAACAUUAUACGAAUGACAACACUUAUCGUAGAGAAGCAUUCGAGCAAAUGGCCAAAAAUAUAAACGAUCAAUUCAACACAAGGUACAAUUACAAGGACAUGAGUGCUGAAAUAGUUAAACUGCGUGCUACAUACAAGCGAAUGUUAAAAAAGAAACAAGAAGAUCCAACAUUUGAGCCAAAACUAUGGUAUGCUGAGAAGUUGUCAUUUAUUGAGGGAAAACCACCACCAAUUACACAAGACAAUGGUCAACAACAGGACUUUGCCAUGUGUAACGAAAGCAAUGAAACAUCAUUCACGCAUCAUGCUCAAGAAUCGGAAGAAGAUAAUAUGGAAGAAAUAUUCAAUAAGAAAAACAAGGUUAAUUCCAAAGAUAUGGUUUUCGAAAUCAUUGACCUUUAUAAAACAGCACCUAUCCUCUGGGACACUAAACACCCCUUCCAUAUGCUGCGAACAGAACGCCGAAAAGCAAUUCAACAAAUAACUGAAGUACUUGGGCGUGAGCAUGAUUGUUAUCUAACAGUCGAAGAAUAUCGUUACCAAAUACGUUUCCUACGAGAUUCAUAUUUUAGAGCUUUGCGCCAAGAGAAUGCCGCUAAAAUAGGUGAUAUCGGAAGUUCUUACAUACCAAAACCAUUUUUUUUCGAUCGUUUGUCAUUUUUGGAACCCUUCGCUGAAAAAUUUCCAAUUAUUCCUCAGAAAUUGCACGCCGACGUUACAGAACCCACAGAAGAUUUUACUUAUCUUGUUGAAAAUAGACCUUUAAUGAUUGAUUUCAUUGAAGUGUAUAAGGCUCAUCCUAGUUUAUGGGACUCCAAGGAUAAGGACAAAGACAAUUUAGCCGCUCAUUCAGAGGCCUACGAUAAGAUUAUAAAUACUUUUUUAAAAUACAAUGUUAUAUUAAACAAGGAUCAGGUUUUAACCGCAAUAAGGUUUCUUCUGUUUUCGUAUGUUAAGCAACAAAAAAUCAACGAUAAGAAUUUACCUACUAACACGUCUAGCGAGCCGCAGGUUUGGUUCUAUGAUAAUCUCCUGUUCCUCGGAAAAAUACCUCAGAAUAUGAACAAAUAUUGCUCUCAUUGUGAUCAGCAUUUCCAUACCUUGGCAGCGUAUGAGAAGCAUAGAAUCGAAAUUGCCGGCGAUUACCCGUACAAGUGUUCGGUGUGCAAGGCUGGAUUUGUUUCGCGCUCGAAGUAUGCCUAUCAUCAGAUUACCCACAAAGAGCCGCACAAGUGCGAUCAAUGCGGAUUCCAGGCUUACGAUAAACACAACUUUAAUGUCCACAUGCGCCGUCAUAAGGGCAUACAUCCUUUCAAGUGUCCAGAAUGCGACAAAGGAUUCGUAACAUCCACAGAAAUGAAUCGUCAUAUGCGAAUGCACACGGGCGAACGGCCGUUCAUUUGCGAUGUAUGCGGGAAAACGUUAACAUCCAAUUCCGAAUUCCGACAGCACAUGAAGAGACACAGUAAUCAACGAGAUCACAAGUGUGAUUUGUGUGGCAGUGCAUUUUUUACACCUAAGACGCUGCGCGACCAUAUGGCGUCACAUUCAAAUGAGCGUCAACAUGUGUGUGAAACUUGUGGAGCUGCAUUUAAGAGAAAAAAGACGUUACAUCAGCAUAAGGCAUUGCAUGCUGAGAAAAAGAAACAUGAAUGCAAGAUUUGUGGCAAGAUGUUCGCACAAAAGGCCGGCGUUUACUCCCAUAUGAAAUCACACGGGCUAAUGGCAGGAAGUUAAAUUUAAAAAAUAUAUUAUCAUAUACAUUAUUAUUAUUACCUAGAUUUAAUGUUAGAUUGAAAUUUGUGUUUCUAAUAAAGUACGUACAUAUUUCAAAUAAAUAAUCGGUUUGGUUA
This is a messenger RNA of Eupeodes corollae, 9260 nucleotides long. RefSeq lists its product as uncharacterized. The transcript has 25 exons. The record is from RefSeq and is a predicted model, not a curated record. Bases 115 to 9144 code for a protein of 3009 amino acids. NCBI's taxonomy places the organism in Eukaryota, Metazoa, Arthropoda, Insecta, Diptera, Syrphidae.